AUGACAAAUCAAAUAUCUUCAAAGUUUGACGAUGAUGAUAUUAAUGAUGAUGAAUUACUUGCUGCUUUCGAAAUAUCAUCAUUCGGGUUUCCAUUUGAACCAUAUCAAAUUCAAGUAGAUUUCAUGCGUAGUCUUUAUUCAACUCUUCAACAAUCUAAGCAUGGCAUAUUUGAAUCACCUACUGGCACUGGUAAAAGUUUAAGUAUAAUAUGUGGUUCACUUCGAUGGUUAUUUGAUGAAAUACAAUCAUGGAAAGAUGAAUACGAAGAAUUGUCAAAACCAAUUGAAAGUAAAAAUGAUUCAAGUUCGGAUGAUUGGUUAAAACGAAUAAUGAAACGUAAAGAAGAAGAAGUUAUUAGAGAGAAACGACGAGAUGAAUUAAAAGUAAAAAUUGAUCUUGAAGAUCAAUAUGCAAAUGCAUCGAAGAAUACAUUAGCUGCUAGUAUUAAGAAAACAAAACGAGAUUUUGAUGCAAAAUAUCGACAAUUAUUUAAUAGUGAAUUACUUCAAAAUUCUGAUAAUGAUUCAUCUACAUCAAAAGAUCAAUUUAAAAUUGAUAAUGAUGAUGAACUUAGUGACGAAGAAUUACUUAUAAAAGAUACUGAUAGUAAAACUUUAUUUGAUGAUAUGGAUUCACCAACAAAAACUGAUAAAACUGGUUUGCGAGAUAAGAAAGUUCAUAUUCAAAAAAUUUUCUAUUGUACUCGUACCCAUUCUCAAAUCUCACAAUUUAUUGGUGAAAUUCAAAAAACUAAAUUUGUUGAUCAAUUACGUUUAGUAGCACUUGGAUCACGUCAGAAUCUAUGUAUUAAUGAAUCUGUCCUUAAAUUAAAAUCAAUUACAUUAAUUAAUGAGAAAUGUUUGGAUUUACAAAAACAAAAAAAAGAAAAAAAAACAACGAAAGGAAAACGACAAAAAACUGCUUGUGGAUGUGCAUUUUUACAACGAGAUCGAGUCGAAUGUUUAUCAAAUGAUAUUCUCAGUGAUGUACAAGAUAUUGAAGAUGUUGUAAAACUUGGUCGUGAAUUGAAUACAUGUCCUUAUUAUGCAACACGAGCAGCUAUUGCAGCUGCUCAUUUAGUUGUUCUACCAUAUCAAACACUGAUGCAUAAAUCAACACGUGAAGCAUGUGGAAUUGAAAUGCGUGAUAAUAUUGUAAUUAUUGAUGAAGCACAUAAUUUACCUGAUGCUAUAUGUUCUAUGCAUUCGAAUGAUAUAACUGGAAAUCAAUUAAUUGAUUCAUAUGGUCAAUUAUCACGUUAUCAUGAGAAAUAUAAAGCUCGUUUAACAGCAAAAAAUUUACUAUCAAUUAAACAAUUAUUAGAUGUACAAUUAAAUUUAAUCAAAACACUUUGUUCACAAGAAAAUCUACCAAUAGUAUAUGAUAGUGAAAAAUGGAGUAAUCUUGUUAUUUCAUCAAAUUCAACUGAAAAAUCAAUAACGUUCGAUUUAAUUGAUUAUUUAUGUGAUGCUGGAAUUCAUGUUAAUCUCUUUCAACUUAUUGAUUAUAUUAAAACCAAUGAAUUAACUAAAAAGUUACAUGGUUUUAUGUCAAAAUAUCCUGUAACUAAAAAUGAAUUAUCAGAUGAAAAGAAAAUAACUGAAAGUGCAUUACAGAAAUUAUUACAAAAACAAACACAGAAACAAUUACCAGCAAAUACUCUUGAUGAAGGACAAUUAAAUAAAGAAUCUACAGAAUAUCGAAUUUCGAAUUCAUUUGCAAUUUUUGCUCAAUUUCUUCAAGCAUUAACAAAUCCACGAGAUGAUGGAAAAGUCAUUGUUACCACCAAAGAAACUCUUGGUCAAUGUUCAAUUAGAUUUUUUGCUCUGAGAACUUCUUCAUUUUUCAAUGAAAUUGUUAAUGAAGCUCGUUCAGUUAUUGUUGCUGGAGGAACAAUGAGACCGAUCAGCGAAUUUAUUGACCAUCUUUUUCUUGCUUGUGGUCAACCUGAAGAAAAAAUCUUUCAAUUAUCAUCCAAUCAUAUUGUUCCUUCAGAAAAUGUACUCGCCAUAGCUCUUCCAUCAGGACCGAAAAAUAUUGAAUUUGAAUUUACUGCUGCUAAUCGUUCGAAUACCGCAAUGAUGGAUGAAUUAGGUCGUGUUCUUAUAUUACUUUGUUCGACAAUACCAGAUGGUCUCGUGGUAUUCUUUUGUUCAUAUGAUCAUUUACAAAAAACUUAUGCUUAUUUUGAAAAGACUUUUGUAUUAAAUAAAAUUGUAGCAAAAAAGAAGAUCUUUAUGGAACCAAAACGUACAGGUGAUGUUGAUAAUAUUCUUACAAAUUAUACAAAAUCAAUCAAAAAUGGAACAGGUGGUUUACUUUUUUCAAUUGUCGGUGGAAAAAUGAGUGAAGGAAUUAAUUUUUCGGAUGAAUUAGCUCGUUGUGUAUGUGUUGUUGGUAUGCCUUAUCCAAAUAUUGGUUCAGCUGAAAUGAUUGAAAAAAUGCGUUAUUUGGAUUCAAUGAAAUUAAAAUCUACAACAACAGGUGAUAAUACCGGAAGAGCUUAUUAUGAAAAUACAUGUUGGAAAGCAAUUAAUCAAAGUAUAGGACGUGCUAUUCGACAUCGUGGAGAUUAUGCUUGUCUUCUUCUAAUUGAUAAACGAUAUAGUAAAACAAAUAUACCAUCAAAAUUACCUCAUUGGUUAGCAAAUAGUUUUUAUCAAAUGAAUAAUUUUACUCAAAUAUCAAAUUCAAUUCAACAGUUUUUUACUCGACGUUCAAAUAAUCCAACAUCAUUGUAA
Adineta steineri is the source of this 2742-nucleotide messenger RNA. Lineage: Eukaryota; Metazoa; Rotifera; Eurotatoria; Adinetida; Adinetidae. The record is from the annotation of a GenBank genome assembly.